UCAAUUUUUAUAUCCUAAAAUGUUAUAUAUCUCUUGAAGAAAUAUUUCAACAAUCAAUCGUCAGUUGUUCAAUUCAAGUUCAAGCGUCGCCAUGCUUUCUACAAAAUCUUUAUGUUUUUUGGUUGUUUUAGUAGCCAAUGUCGCUGCUUCAGAGAAAGGUGAAUGUGCGAAACAAUUCAACGUAGACAAACCAGACUUUGAGGAAUUAAAAAAGAAUCCAACUGAGCCUGCGGAAAAAAUGCUGUGCUUUCUCAAAUGUGAAUAUGAGGAUUCAGGAGUACUCAAUGCGGACAAAACUGUUGAUGCAGACAAACUGAUCGCUCACGUUGCAAAGUUGAAAAAUCUGGAAGAAACUACCAAGAAAAAUAUUAAGAAAUGCGUUCAAGAAAUGACAGUUCCUGUUAACAGCUGUUCAGAUAUCAAACCUUAUUAUCUCUGCGUCCACAAUGAAGGUGCUACAGGGUCAUCGUUUCCCAUUUCUAUGAUGGUUCUCAGCUAAUGCCGUAGGAUGAUUUGAAGAACUUUGAAAUUGGCAAUGACUCGUCAUUCAACAACUACACGAAUUCCUAGAAGUGCUGAUUAAUUGUUGAUACAACCUGAGUUCAAGGACUGGACACUUUUCACAUCUAAUAUAUAAACUAGAUGAAUUAUCAUCAAAUCAGACAGAACAGUCUUUUGUACAUCAUUUUCCUUGCCACUUGCCACUAGUUGAAGAUUUUCAACAGAAAGAAAGAGAAUGUACUCAAAUAACUUGUGUUGAAUAAAGAACAAAUAUUUUAGU
Molecule: messenger RNA, 781 nt
Organism: Coccinella septempunctata (seven-spotted ladybird)
Lineage: Eukaryota; Metazoa; Arthropoda; Insecta; Coleoptera; Coccinellidae
Exons: 3
Coding region: 92-499 (135 amino acids)
Molecular function (GO): odorant binding
Source: RefSeq, a predicted model, not a curated record